Cuscuta epithymum is the source of this 1524-nucleotide messenger RNA. Lineage: Eukaryota; Viridiplantae; Streptophyta; Magnoliopsida; Solanales; Convolvulaceae. The record is from the annotation of a GenBank genome assembly.
AAACCGCGCAAGGGGGUGUGGGGUGGGGGUGUGGGUUCUUGCUCACCCACGCUUUUCUUCUUACCUCCACAGAUGAAUUCCUAACAGUGAGCAGGAAGAACUGGUCUUUUGUUGGGUUGUCAUCCCGUACGAAAAAAGCUAAAGAAAUGCAGCAGCUAUUGGCUCUUCGCAAUUCUAAUCCUCUCGUUAAGGGAGCGAUCAAGAUACCCUUGUUGCCUGUGCUUGACAGUUCAGCUUGUUUGUCUUUUGUACCCGCAAGAACUAGACUUGUACAUGCAUCUAUGUCAAAAAGAUGGAAACUACCACAGCUGCACUGCAGAAGAGCAUCUAAUGCUGGCAUCGGAUUAGCAGGAAGUUAUGAAGGAUUUAGUGAACCUCCUGGUGAUACUUCAGCUAAAGAUGAACAGCUUCCCGGCCAAUUCCCUUAUCCUCUGUCUAUAGCACUAGUGUUAUGUGGAUGUGCUAUAGUAUUUUCAUUGAUUGCCUUUGUGAAAAGAGGGCCUUCGUUGACCUUAACAGCAUUUUCAAAGUCAGGCUUUGCUGCCGCAUUCUCACUCAUAUUUGUUUCUGAAAUUGGGGACAAGACUUUUUUCAUCGCUGCACUAUUAGCAAUGCAGUACAAAAGACUAUUGGUACUGGUGGGAUCAAUGGGAGCUCUUUCACUUAUGACAGUCAUAUCUGUCAUAAUAGGAAGGAUCUUUCACUCUGUACCUGCUCAGUUUCAAACAACAUUGCCUAUUGGAGAGUAUGCGGCAAUAGCACUUUUAUUAUUCUUCGGCGCCAAGUCUAUCAAAGAUGCAUGGGAACUUCCAUCUGAAGAGGUUAAAGGAGGCGAUGAAUAUGCUGAGGCUGAAGUGCUUGUGAAAGAAAAGGCAUCAAAGCGACUCUCAAGUCCACUUGAAAUUCUGUGGAAGUCAUUCAGCCUUGUAUUUUUUGCUGAGUGGGGAGACCGCUCUAUGCUGGCAACAAUAGCUCUAGGCGCAGCACAGUCUCCAUGGGGAGUAGCAGGUGGGGCUAUCGGUGGGCACUUGAUUGCAACAUCUCUUGCAAUACUUGGAGGUGCAUUUCUUGCCAAGUACAUUUCAGAGAAGCUGGUGGGCUACAUCGGUGGAGCAUUGUUUUUGGGUUUCGCUGCAGCCACGUUCCUCGGUGUCUUCUGAGAAUUGAUAUUUUCACACAUCAUCAUGAGAAGAUGAAAAGAUAGUUCAUAUGCAAAGAGUCGCGCAGAACUACUUAAAGGAAGUGAAAGCCCAAGACAAAAUAUGUUCUACUUGGGCAUUGGAGGAGUACAUUAUAGAGCAAUUGGUUUUGUAUCAUCAUCAAAUCAUGCAUGGAAAAAGGGAGACCUUUGUAGGGAACUUUUGGGAUCCUAACCCGGAAAUGAUGUAAUUAUUGUGUACUAUAUUUGUAAACACUUAUUUUUUACACUUGUAAAAUGCGCAGUAAUAUGUAUUGACCUAUGUACAUCAUAAUGCAUAUGAAGUAUCAUUUCCUUGAAAUAGGCCUAAUGAUCAGACCUUCACA